Molecule: messenger RNA, 1269 nt
Organism: Scatophagus argus
Lineage: Eukaryota; Metazoa; Chordata; Actinopteri; Scatophagidae
Product: caspase activity and apoptosis inhibitor 1
Exons: 6
Coding region: 49-1041 (330 amino acids)
Source: RefSeq, a predicted model, not a curated record
AAAACAAGUGAGCUCACGAGUAAACGGUUUUAUCUUUCUACCUUAAAAAUGCUCAGAAAGAAGUCAAGUAGCACUGAAAAGAAAAGGAAACACUCGCAGUCUGAGGAGCGACACGACAACAAUAAACGCAGAAGUACGGAAUCCACCUUGGAGGACUCCAAAGAUGAUCUCGCUGACCCAGAGCUGGACAGGAUUGGUAGUGACAUCGAGGAUGGAGGACUCGACCUCAGCCUGCCCUUCCAGCCCAUCACAGCUUAUGUCAAAGACAAGCGGGAGAUGCUGGAGCAGUGUUUUCACGUGCUGGGUGACAAGAAGCUACGGAAAAUGCUGCCUGAUGAACUAAAGGACUGUAAUUUAGAGGAAAUCAAAAAGCUGUGCUGGGAGCAGCUGGAGCCAAUCUCAGAGACAAAUCUUACACAGAUCUUAACAGGGGAAGAAGUGACAUCUGGAAAUGGCGACAAAAACACAGAAAGCCAGCAAGACAGUAAUGUGGACUCUACUUCUUGCCUCAAAGAAACUGCAAAAGCUGAGGACCCUAAGCAAGAGGGUGGUGGUUCGGGGGAGGAAAGUGACGUCCUAAGCAUAAACGCAGACGCUUACGAUAGUGACAUAGAGGGACCCAAAGAGGAGCACGCUGUUAAAGAUGUGGACGGGGCGGUGAAGGUAGUCGACAGCAGCGGGGAAGGUGCUCACCCAGCCUUAAACCGUGACCCAGCGAACCCUGAACCUCCCACGGGCUCUCAACCAACAGAAGCAAAAAAAGACAUCCAAAGCGACAUAGACAAAAGCGUUAGUGAGAUUUUAGCGUUUUCAUCCACUUCAAGCAAAGAGGCAGCUGAGGAGGUACAGAGAAUGCCCCCCCAUGGUGCAGAUCUUAGUUCACCGAUUCAAGGCGGACCAGUUUCAAGUUGUUCACCCGCAGCAUGUCAACCGUCAGUUCAGCAGCUGGAGCUUCUGGAGUUGGAAAUGAGGGCGAGGGCAAUCAAAGCCCUGAUGAAAGCAAGUAACGGGAAAAAGCCUUGUUUAACAAAAAAUGCUUAGCAUGUUUUAUUUUUUAAUGGUUUAAUGGUUCAAACUCUCUGAAAUAAUAACAGCUUUUUCAUGUUUGUGCUCAAAUGAUACAACAGAUGGGUAACACUGGUUCUCUCUUUAAGCUGUGAUUCAUUCAGGAGGAUACCAUUCAAACCAUGCUGUGUUAUUACUCCACAUUGGAAUGAUGUUAUAAGCUAUUUAAUGUGAAAAUUAAACACAAAUGCCUGUCACACAAUA